ACACUGCUUUGAUUUGAUUCUACCUAAACAAAAACAUUAUUGAUUUUAGAUUCCUAUUUUUCAGGUUUUUAUUUGAUUUUACGGUUAAUUUUGAAUCAUGUGUAUUAAUAAACGUUCAACAUGAAUUUUUCCGAAAGUGAUAGCGGUCAAAAUUACCGAAACAAUGAAAACGGAAGUUGCUUAUUAUUUAAUAACCUGCAGGAGCACCAAGAAUUAGUUGACUUCACAAAUGUGUGCCGUAUCUGUGCCAGUACAGCAGAUCAAUCUUGCCCAGUAUUUGAUGAACUUGGCCAAUGUAAUGACCUGGCGGGGAAAAUUAAUAAAUAUCUACCAAUAAAGGUGUCACAGGAAGAUGGUCUGCCACAAGUGAUCUGUGAGCAAUGUCGGAGCACACUCCUGGCGUGGGAUGAGCUGGUGCAGUGCUGUAUACAGGCUAAUGUGGUGUUGCAGCAGAAACUACUGGAUCCCGAUAAAACAAAACAAGAGGAAAGAGCAGGAUUUACAGAAUCACCCAUACAGACUGGGACUCCCCGACGCGUCAGCUUUGAGGCUUUCCUGCUUGACCAGGAAGAAAAUGAUGAUCUGAGCGACCAUAAGAGUAAUACAGAAAGUGACUGGCAAAACACACAUGCUGAAAUCGUUUCGGACGAUGACGAUAGACCUCUCGCAGCCAUAGCAAAAUCGAAAUCCAAUUUAUACCAGGAUUUUUAUGACGCACUCGUGAAUUUCCGAAAUCAUUUCGUAACAGAGCACGAUAGCCAAAUCGUAUGUUCCGACUUUUCUGAUUCAAGUGACUCUGAAGAUGCAAAAGAGAGGGAUUCGGAAAAAGUAAACUUGAACAGCUUUGAUGAUCUCACGGAUUGUAACAUGCGGAAGGAUAAAAUGGAUGAACAAACCCGGACGGAACUCAGCCAAGUACAAACAAAAAUCAACGGCAAAGUUUACUACACUUGCAAAAUUUGCGGGAAGCAUCUCAGUUCCACACAUACGUACAUAUUCCAUAAACGGAUACACACUGGGGAGCGACCUUGUGUGUGUCACAUUUGUGGGAAGCAAUUCCGUGCCCCGAACGGCUUGAAACGCCACGUGACCGAAACACAUGAGAAACAACGCUGGUACACCUGUAUAGUCUGUUUCAAGAACUUCGCGAAUUCUCAGAACUUGAAGCAGCAUAUGAGGAUUCAUACUGGGGAGCGACCCUUUGUGUGUCCACACUGCGGGAAAAGAUUUACGCAGAGCGGCUCUUUGCACGUACAUUUAAAGACGCAUAGUGACCAUUAUCCGCACCACUGUGCGGAAUGCGGCGCUAAAUUUAGACUUCGUUCAGGAUUAACCCGACAUCGGCUAAAACACACAGGUCAACGACCACACGUCUGCGUUCAUUGCGGUAAAGGAUUUCGACAGAAACACGAGUUGAACAGCCACAUUCUCGCCCAUACUGACUCGAAGCCUCACGCGUGUACAUUCUGUGGUACUGCGUUCCGACAACGCAGGGCUCUGAGGCACCAUUGCAAACGCUUACAUCAGAACGAAGUUAGCGACGCGACGCAAAUACCAAAUGUGUACAAUCAUGUCGGGCAAUACGAGGGAUAGGAAUGUUUUCCUUCUGCCUUAGCAUUAAAUUCUGGACCAAAUAUAGUUGCAUAUUUACAAAAACUGUUUUUAAUUUUCAUCCAACUUCUUGACACUACAUAUAUGUAAGAACUUCUGGUAAAACACCAUUCAUCUACAAGUCAAAAUAAAGAUUACAUAGUGGUAGACAUAGUCUUUGUGUGUCUUGCAGAAUGCACCGUUAUUUUAUCCAUAAUAAUUUCAUUCGCAUAUUGAUUUGUAUCUAGGUACUAAGGCAUUCUUGAUAAUGACAUUGAAUCAUGAUGUUGAAUGUGCUGAUAGAUUUACAAUCAGCCUUAGGCACAACGCACAUCAGCAGUGUGGAAUGGGGCCGUGUACCAAAUAUAAAUAGCUUUAUUUACUUUGGUAUAACAAUGUCGCCUUCAGCUCCGAUUUUAGAGUCCUUUGAAUCUCUCCGUGUUUUGUUUUCAUUAUACUAGUUUGAACCGUGUGAGUUUUAGUAGUAACCAAAAAAUUCUCUGCUGCACUCUACACUGUAGGUGUGCGCCAGACUUAAGUUAAUGUAUUUAAAAUUUUAUUUGCAGUCAAACAUUGAUAUGUGUGAAAAUUGAGAACGAUUGCAUCGACAAAACUACAGAACUUGGCACACUUUGCAAUCG
Molecule: messenger RNA, 2231 nt
Organism: Maniola jurtina (meadow brown)
Lineage: Eukaryota; Metazoa; Arthropoda; Insecta; Lepidoptera; Nymphalidae
Product: oocyte zinc finger protein XlCOF6-like
Exons: 5
Coding region: 121-1593 (490 amino acids)
Biological process (GO): regulation of transcription by RNA polymerase II
Cellular component (GO): chromosome; nucleus
Molecular function (GO): chromatin insulator sequence binding; zinc ion binding
Source: RefSeq, a predicted model, not a curated record